Molecule: messenger RNA, 960 nt
Organism: Rotaria socialis
Lineage: Eukaryota; Metazoa; Rotifera; Eurotatoria; Philodinida; Philodinidae
Source: the annotation of a GenBank genome assembly
AUGACCAGUAGUUUACAAGUUCACCAACAAUUCUAUGAAGCUUAUAAGAAUGAUUUCGAAAUGAACCAAGUCAAUGUAUUUAUGUGCUUUCAUCCUACUGCAAUGUGUGAAGUAUUUAUGCCUUUCAAUCGUACAUUGAUCGUUAUCGCAUCUACUCGUUAUGAACUGGGACGAUUCGCUAAAGAAGAUUGGACGCGUUGGAACAAAAAUCUUCAAAAAAUUGCUUCAGAUCCCCGUAAUGUAGUAGCUGGUAACAAUCUCUAUGAUGCUGAAUAUAUUCGAUAUUUUACUGGUAUAAAAACAAUCGUUUUACCAUCAUUAUGUGCUUAUACAAGAGCGUCAUAUCGACGUAAUGAGCGAAAACCUUUUUUAAUAGGAAAUAUGAAUGCGCAGAAUUUUCAUUCGAAAUUUAUGUCACUCUUAAGUGAUUCAUUUAAUCGUUUAAAGAUAAAAGUAUCGAUUCGUCAUAUACGAGACUUUUAUAAAAGACAUUAUCGAUAUACUGAACUAGCUCAACAUCCAGGUAUAAUACAUAUUCCAUAUCAAGUAUCUCUUAUGAGUAUAUUUGAGCAAUAUAGAAUGAAUAUUCCAUUAUUUGUUCCAUCACUUGAUCUUCUUACAGAAUGGCAUUAUACAUAUCAGGUUGUUAAUGAACGAACUUGGGACGGAAUCUCUAGAAAAUUAGGAAAUGCAUCAAGAAUAUCAGGUGUUUUAGGUCCUGAUAUACCUGAUCCUAAUAAUGAUUUGGAUCGAGAUGCAAUUCGUUACUGGCUAAAGUUUUCUGAUUUCUACCAAUGGCCACAUAUUAUUUAUUUUAAUUCAACUGAUGAUCUUCUUAUUAAAUUAAAAACGACCAAUUUUCAACAAGUUAGUGAAAAUAUGAAAGUAUAUAAUGCUAAUUUAAGAAAACAUCUAUUCGAACAAUGGCGCCAAAUACUUCAAAGAACUAAUCCACUAUAA